UGGUGAAUGAUGUUUGUUUGAACAGUAACCGGCUGUACGAUAUAGUGUGUCAAUAUUAGUUUUGAACAUUGAACUAUUUUUCCCUUUUUUCGUCAUUUCUACGAAGGUAUGUGGGUAAGGUACAUACAUAUACAUACGUAUGAUCACUAAUAUUAACAAUAAGUAACCAUAUUUUCAAGUGAAGAAUCGUGAACGUUUUGAAGUAUUCCUGAGUUUUGAAUAAUUGGUAAUGGACGACGAAAUGGAUGUUAUGGGACUGCUACGUAGUUUGCAACGAGAAAAUGCGAAGAAUAAGUUAUCACGGAAAGACAUUUCACAAAUUAUAUUCCAGUGGUAUUUAAAGAAAAUGGGGUUCAUCCAGAUCGAUGACAGUAAAUUUGAACGGAGAGUCUUUGGCAUAAAUAUUCCAUUCGAAUUUGAAUCGAGGAUCGAUGACUCCUACGUUGGGUUGGCACGUCGUCCGCAUGCUUCGGCGUACCAUGGUUGGAGUUUGAAAUCUUACUCUUUAAAUCCAGAGCAAUGCCAUGUCGAGAAAGACGCGAAGAAAUUACGUGCUGAAAUGAAGAGGUUGCACUCCAACUUACGAAAAGCUUGGGAGAAUAUUCAAGACGAUACAACAUCGUCAUCGUCGGAAAUGGACACGGAUACGGAAUAGGUAUUAGAUCGAAUGCCACCGUAAUGGACCUUACCACCUUUCAAAGACCCCUGGUACAGUGCUUAUCUUAUUCUUAUAGCUGCGGUCAACAUAUCCAAUGUACUUCAGCAAACAAGUAGUUUUAUUGAAGACCUUCAUUAGCUAUCUUAUCUUCGGUAUAAAGAUGUAAAGAAUAAUCAAUUACCUACCCCCAUAUGCAGUUUUAAUUUAUUUUGCUCUCCAAUACAAUUAUUUGAUCAAUUAAUCUGUAAUUUUUGGCAAUUCAUUAGUAUUAGUAAUGCAUACCUACCUAAUUUAUAUGAGGAGCUUGGUGACAAAGUUAGACAAACGCCACUGAGGGCGCAUACGGAAAGGGACCUAA
Planococcus citri (citrus mealybug) is the source of this 1016-nucleotide messenger RNA. RefSeq lists its product as uncharacterized. Lineage: Eukaryota; Metazoa; Arthropoda; Insecta; Hemiptera; Pseudococcidae. The transcript is spliced from 5 exons. The record is from RefSeq and is a predicted model, not a curated record. Bases 230 to 655 code for a protein of 141 amino acids.